CCUAAAACCCCAGAACCCAGAACCCAGCGCUCUGCAACACGCCUCCGCAAAACGCAGAGGAUACACUUCAACAGUUCCAAGAAACCCAUUUCUCUCUUCUCUAUGUUGAGUCAAUAGAAGCUGAGAGAUGAAAGCUUUGAGAGCUCUAAGAACCCUCACAAUCCUCUCUCCAAAGCCCUACAAAACCCCACUUUACCCACCCUUUCUUUAUCGAUUUUACUCAGCGCAGCCUCAAGAAGACGAACCCACAAACAACCCCACCUUAUCAGACUCUGAAGAUGCCUCGGACUCGGUGUUUGACAGUACCCAUUACACAAUACCAAGCAUUGGUUCGGAACCCAGCACUCAAGUCCCUCAGCAGCCCACUUGGGAUAAGAAAUACAGGCAAAAAGCUGAUGAGUUAAUCUUUGGGGAAGACACCCAGAAAAGGAAAUUGAAGAUUUUGGAGGAAGAGGAUGAGAGGAGGAGGAGAGUGCUCGCUAAGGCGCUGCUCGAGGCGGCGUUGGAGGCGGCGGAUGAUGAUGAGGAUGAGGAGGAGGAUAUGGUGGUAAAGGAGGAGGACCAGAAGUCAUUGUCAGUCGGGAUAAUCGGUGUCCCAAAUGCUGGGAAGUCUGCGCUGACUAACUCUAUGGUUGGGACAAAGGUUGCUGCUGUUUCCCGCAAGACAAACACUACUACUCACGAAGUGUUAGGAGUGAUGACAAAAGAAACCACCCAAAUUUGUUUUUUUGAUACGCCAGGAAUUAUGUUGAAUAAAAGUGGAUUUCCUCACAAGGAUAUGAAGGUUCGUGUGGAAAGUGUUUGGAGUUCUGUUAGUCUCUACGAUAUGCUCAUUGUUAUUUUUGAUGUCCAUAGGCAUCUUACCAGGCCUGAUAAUAGGGUGACAAGAUUGAUUAAACGUAUGGGAGCGCAACCACACCCAAAACAAAAACGCAUCUUAUGUAUAAAUAAGGUUGAUUUGGUUGAGAAAAAGAAAGAUCUAUUAAAGGUUGCUGAACAAUUCAAAGACCUUCCCGGAUAUGAAAGGCAUUUCAUGAUUUCAGGACUGAAGGGCUAUGGCGUGAAAGAUCUUACUAAAUAUUUGAUGGAGCAGGCAGUUAAAAGACCAUGGGAUGAAGAUCCUUUCACUAUGACUGAAGAAGUUAUGAAGAACAUAUCAUUAGAAGUUGUCCGAGAAAGGCUAUUGGACCAUGUUCAUCAGGAAAUCCCAUAUAAUAUUGACCAUCGUUUAAUGGGCUGGAAGGAAUUACGAGAUGGUUCUCUAAGGAUUGAGCAGCACUUUAUCACCCACAAGCAAAGCCAACGCAAGAUUCUCGUGGGAAAGAAUGGCUCCAAAAUAGGGAGAAUAGGCACUGAAGCUAAUGAAGAGCUAAGGUCCAUCUUCAAGAGGGAAGUACAUCUUAUCCUCCAGGUUAGACUGAAAUGAUGUGUUUAACAAGUAGUAUCAAAUGUCAAGAAUGCACCUUCUCUGCGUACCAUCUGGAAGUGUAUAUAAAAAGGCCUGUUAGGUGCACUUGUACGAUAAUUAACCUUUCAAAGGCGACGCGGAGCUGAGCUUCAAAGUGGCAAAAAAGUGAUUCUUAAGAGAUCUGGGUUUGGGGCUUAGGUGGGCUCGGGAGACACCGUCGUCGCCAGAAUUAUUCCCAUCGAUCAUUCUGCUUCUAGUUUGUUAAUCUUGGAAAAUUUUGAGAAUAUAUAUUGUCCACUCUUUUGAUAGUUCUCUUUCAUUUUGUAUCAAUGUACCAAUAUAUGAAAUCUUAAUGAGGUCCAUUCAUUUAUAAUUUAUACACCAUUAUAAUGUCUUCUGA
Molecule: messenger RNA, 1808 nt
Organism: Alnus glutinosa
Lineage: Eukaryota; Viridiplantae; Streptophyta; Magnoliopsida; Fagales; Betulaceae
Product: GTP-binding protein ERG
Exons: 8
Coding region: 128-1426 (432 amino acids)
Biological process (GO): ribosomal small subunit assembly
Molecular function (GO): GTP binding; ribosomal small subunit binding; rRNA binding
Source: RefSeq, a predicted model, not a curated record